CAGAUAGAAGUAGUUUUAGCAGUUGGAAUCCCAUCGAAAACCGCAACAGCAACCCACCCAAUUAAGUCAAAACCGCGUGGCGUCAAGGAAAUAGUGCCUCACGAACCAAGAAUCCCUCGGGGAACCAAGAAACCUCCCUCAUCCCCAUCAUUCGACAGCUUGAAUGAUUCGUCCCGAUCGCAAUCCUAGCAUCGGCACGUAUCGUUCGAGAUAGCACGAAACUAUCAGAGCCCGGGGCGGGAAGAUCACAUCCCAAAACCCAAAGGAAGACGGCAACGGUGGUGGUGGCGGCUUGUGCGCGAACAAACGAAACGAAAGAACCACCCCGAUAACACCUUCAUCGGGGCGAUCCCGGCUAUCUCUCGAUGGCGAAGGGAGCAAAAAGGAAGACCAAAUGGGUGUCCUUGUCGCUGGCCAACGCAAACACCAAGACCUCCAAUGCGACCGGCUCGGAUAGCGAACAGACGACCCACAGCCAGCAGCAACACUAUGGAGAUGGACACCGAAGCAAAAUGUACAACGGAGCUAGUUUAGCUUCAAAGGCUGGCAAAGAUGUGACAGCUGGAACCGAAGUUACAGAAGAGCAUGGCGGCAAUGAACGCACACAGGAUCACAGUGGUAAUCGCACCGAUACCAGUACCGGAAGCGACUGUGCCACGGGUCAGGAGCGGCGAUCUGUGAACGGCUACCACAGACGUCGGCCACCGCCAUACAAUGCUCGAACCGGUUGGAGUGGUGGAUCCACCGGUGGCUCUAGUAAUGGUCGUAACAAUUAUACUCGCAAUGGUUACUAUGGAAAUGGCGGCGGAUACUACGGCGGAGGAAAACGGUCUUACUUUGAUAGCUACACACGGCGACAACAAACUACAACCAGCACGAACCGAACGACCUCCGGAGAUGGGGCAGAGACUGGAGGAACUACGAUUAAUGACGACGAGUAUACGCGAAUAACAACGCCGCGACAGGAUGUACUGUUCAAGAAGGGUUACCUAUCCCGUCCGAAGCCUUCCGUCGCGACAGCUAGUACUUCCAACACCGGUUCCAGCUCAAUUGCCGGCACCACUAGCGAAGGUAGCGAUGGAGGAAACGGUGGUGGCAGUAAUAGCAUUUCCACGACGGAAUCCAUCACAUCCGAGUAUGGUGGUUCGUAUGCGGCAGAUGGUAGCCAACUGUACGACUAUUCCAUCCCAUGUAUUCCGUGCGGCUACUUCACCGAGAAUGGUGUACUGGUGAUGAAUGGUUUUGCUGUGGAUAACAAUGGCUUUUCGUACUUCAACGGUGGCCAAACGUACAUCUAUCCACCGAACUACAACGGCUGCCAACAACAGUCACCGUUAGCGACCACAAACACAGGGGACCAAACGGCGGAUUCGAUGCUGUACGCAACCGACGACACAAAUGACGAAGCUAACACGAAUGAAUCGACCGAACUGGAUAGAACCACACCGAACCAUUCGACACCCGUCAUAGAUUCCGAAUCGAUGCCCGGGUAUGGAGAUGUUGCUGUUGUUUCCUGUUCUGGAGCGUUUAACGAAAACGGAACCACCGGUGGUGAUGGUCAAUAUUUCACGAACGAUGCCCUUUCCACGAUGGAACAGGUACCCCUGUGCGAAGUGGUUCCGGAGCAGUCCACACCGACACCGCUAGCUGGGGAAGAAUCGGAAGACACUAGCACGGUUUGCGAUGCGGCAAAUGGAUCGGCUUCCGCCUGCGUGCAGGAAGUGCAAGAUUUCUCCGAGAACGGAUAUUUCCAGUACACCAAUGGGUAUGAUAUGGCACAGUUUUAUAGCUCACUCUGCUAUUCAAACUUGCUGAUGGACCAGUACCGACUGUAUGAUGAUGCUGGUUUACCAUCAUACAACGGUUCCGAGUACGCAAUGGCAAAUGAAGAAGUCUACGGACAUCAGCCAAGCUUCAAGAAGCGUAAAAAGCGUUUCCGUACGUUUGAGGAGAUGCCUUCAGUAAAUGGGAACUCUUAUGACGUCGGAAUUACACCAUCCGAGAUGGCGGUGGAACCCAACACUACCGGUAGUGAUGCUACCGAUUGCGUGCCAGCAAACCAUGUUCCUUCUAGUGAUGUAUGUCGUCAGCCGUAUCAAUUGAAUGCCGAAGUGCAAGAAUUUUUACCUUCCGUACCCACGGUCGUUCCACAUGCAAGUGCCGUUAAGCCGAACGAUGUGUGUGCAUCAGUUGACAAAACGAAUAACUGCACCAAGGGUAACACUCGCGCCGUGACGAAACCACGACAUCCAGCAGCACCAAAACUUCCAAAGCCAUCGUCCCAAAAACUCGCUACCGGGCCUGUUGCCCAUGCUACCGACGAUGCAGCAAACGUUUCGCCAGUGUCGGUCAACGGAAAACCGCCGCUAAAUAAAGCGAACCGCAAAAAGGACCUGAUCGAAUCAACGCUUGCCUUUGCUGCCCAGAAUAUUGAUCUCACGCGUCCAAAAACGACCACUUCCCAAGAGUCGUCACAUGACAGCGAACUAUUCUGGACGACCGUCGAUCGUAACGGGCGAAAGAAGCGUGUAGCGUCGGUUCCGGAACAGGAAACGGUCACUGCCAACCCAGCGGAGAAGGAAUCUUCUGCCGAAGAACGAACGAAAGAUAAAUUAACUGUUGGAGAUGGAAUGCAAUCGGAGGCAUCGCAGGAUAAUGCGUCUGCUAUAGCAAGUCAGGCAUUGCUCGUCGCGGACGUUGCCACGGAGGGAAGUGGUUGCAAAAAGGAGCAACCAACUAAAAGUAAGAAAAAGACACACAAGCACAAAAGACAACAACUCCGAAGGUCAAUGGGGAAUUUCAAUAAGCAACCGCUGGAAGGUUUUCAGUUGAUCGAACCGGAAUUUACUUCUUCAGCGACGGGACAUCGUAGGGGCAAAAGCAGUGAUAAAGCGGGACGAGUUGAUACAACCGCUCAGAAAGCUCAAAAUGAAGAUACGCAGGCUGUCAAAGAGUCCAAUAAGAAUGGAACAACGGAUGGGCACUGGCGUGUCGAUGAGGAGCAGCCAGAUAUCGUGGAAAUGGACAUUAAUUGUGAUAACUCAAGCAAUGGUACCUCUUCAGAAGUCUCGCCUACGGAAGAGGUUACUCAGUAUGAGAUUGAGGAGAUGGUUGCUCAAGAAAUAGUACCGUUGUUGGCCCCUGCCUCGGCGUUGGAUGUGAAAACUACUGUUAAUGAGACUGAGACUGAAAAACAUCACCAACAAUUGAUGUCGGUGGCCGUCGAGACAGAAGAGAAAGCUGAAAUUGCGGAACAAGCAGUCGUUGGCAAUGGGGUGAUGAAAAAUGAUACCAAACAGGCAGUACAGAUUGCAGAGCUAUCAAAAGAAGCUAAUCAGGAGUCAGUGCAGAGCACGCUGGAUACAACUGAGCUUGAUGCUUCAAUGAUUAAUCUUUGCUUAAAAGAGCAUAAUGUUCCCGUUCAAAACGAAACAAAUGAAACUCUGUCGCCUGUAAUCGAAAAGCAGCAGAUAAUGAAUGUACAACUGGCCGUGGACACGACUGUGUUUGCCAGCGCCGCUAAGCAGCUUACAAUCAGCUCCGUUAGUCCCACAUUGCCAGCGCUCGAAGAAGGCGAGUCGGAAGAUCACGUGGAUGGUGCUGCGGAUGAUAGCUUCGCAUCAGAAGGUGACGAUACGCGUACGAAGCGGGACAGUAUGUCCGGUGCGGGUUAUACCGAAAGCCUUGACUCGGGUCUGCAAAGCCCUGCACCGUGUGGUGGAGUUGCCUCACCGGAAACCACGUCCAUGGUGAGCUCAAUCGAAAGCCAACCAGCCAUAGAUUUGCCGGAUGUAGCGUCCAGCCAGUCUGCUUUGUCCCAGGUGGUGGGCACAUGGCUUAUGAGAAAGCUGGAAGUACACGAACCCGAGGAGGUGUUUAUACUGCCGAACAAUCCGCUGCUGAUCCAGCGUUUGGAGCGAUUCCACCAACUGCAACGUCGAGAUCGUCGCGAUCGGCUGCGCGGACCAUUCUCGUCUGAAUCUGAGGGAGAAGACCAGGAGUACGAUCUCGAGGAAGAUGAUGACACGGAUAGUGACUAUAUGAGCGACGGCCAGGGAAGAAUUGAUCGCACACAAUCAGAUGACGCUAACAGCUCAAAUCCAGGUUCACCCCUCAACUCUGUGCAACAGGACGUCGGUGUAGUGCAAAAGAAUCCGCUAGAUGGCGCACAAAAUGGAUCGCUAACGGAUGCAGCAAUGCCGCAGUGUGACGACAGCAAACGACGUGCAACACACCACAGCGAUGGUGGUAAUAGUUCGAAACGCUGCAUAAUCAUGUAGGGAUUCGCAUAAUGCUACCGAGCUUCAUCUUCAUUUAUAAAUAUUCUACAUCAUAAUCUGUGCAGCCAACCCACUCGAAACUCACAUGCACAAGACACAAAAAACAGACACGCCGCUCAUUGCCUUUUCCUUCAUGCUGAGAUAUUUCGUAAGGAGUUGAUAAGAUUUGCAUAAUCACACACAAUUAGGUUGUUAAAGAGACGGUAUCAGAAUCAGAUGCUGGAAAAGACAUGUUCUAGAAUGAACUGCGCGACCACUUCAUCACACCGUUGUCGCACGUUGUCUUUUCGCAUAGAACGGAUAUAAAAUUUCUAAUCGCGAUACAGCGCAACGUUAAUAUUAUUCAUAAAUUAGUAUACUAUGGCACUCGUACUUUAAUCGUACCGUUUGUUAACGAUAGAGAGCUGCUGAAUUGUUAAUACACACAGACAAAAAUGCGAACAAACCGAGCAGUGCUUCUUUCUGCCACAAACUCUAUUCGAUAAUUAAGGACGCACGCAUUGCCGUAAAAGGGCAUGGUUUUUACUCGUUGCAGCGUUGCGAAGUAAUGAUUGGUUUCUUUCGAUGUUUUCUUGCAUUCACUAGGAGGUGUUUUGUUUGUUUGUUUGUUUUGUUUUCUAGAAGAAUGAACUCCCCGCCCCGUCUCGCUUACAACUCGAUUAACGCAUUGUUUAAUGCAACAUUGUUGAACGUAAUUCUUACUAGAGAUAUACUUAUUAAUAAUGAAAGGUACAAUAGUUGCAUAACUGCGCUGGUAAGCAAUUUAAAACGCUGCGGUGGUAGCUGCAGGUUGCAAUAACUUAAAAAAAAAUGAACAAACCAAAAAAUGCCACAAAAGAAUUAAUAAAAUGAG
Molecule: messenger RNA, 5133 nt
Organism: Anopheles moucheti
Lineage: Eukaryota; Metazoa; Arthropoda; Insecta; Diptera; Culicidae
Exons: 7
Coding region: 366-4280 (1304 amino acids)
Source: RefSeq, a predicted model, not a curated record